Messenger RNA from Carassius auratus (goldfish), 1011 nucleotides. RefSeq names its product major histocompatibility complex class I-related gene protein-like. Bases 16 to 1011 code for a protein of 331 amino acids. NCBI's taxonomy places the organism in Eukaryota, Metazoa, Chordata, Actinopteri, Cypriniformes, Cyprinidae. Gene Ontology annotation, biological process: immune response. The record is from RefSeq and is a predicted model, not a curated record. Gene Ontology annotation, cellular component: external side of plasma membrane. The transcript is spliced from 5 exons.
UACUCUGCAUGCAGCAUGGACAAAAUUCUGCUCCUUUUUGUGUUUUUAUUACCAACAGCUGCUUCAAAGGGUUCUCACUCUUUACAUAUUCAAGCCACUUACACUAAAAGCCAGUCACUCUUUCCUGAAUAUAGUAUCACAUUUAUGUUGGAUGACAUCAUAAUCGGAUACUAUGAUUCAGCGACAAAGCUCUAUAUCAAGAGAGGACAUACAACAGAAGAAAAUGAUGCAUUUAACGAAAAUUAUCACAGGGCUUUAAGUGACGAUAUGUUCACUGCUAUAAACCAUAGACUGGAAUUGCAAUUCGAUAAUCAUACGCACAUUGUUGAUGUUCAUCAGACACUGAUUCACUGUGAGCUCCUGGAAAACAUGGAAUCAGGAAAAAUUACAGUUAAAGGUGCCACAGGAGGAUCCACUGUUGUUGAACUGCACUUUCUCAAUAAAGAGACAACCUUCAGUUCUUCGUUCAAUAUAGUAAAGGUCAAACCGUUUGUAAAAUAUCUUCAAGAAAAUUAUGAACAAAUGUACUACUCAAUUUUCAUGGAAACUCUGAAGGCUAACCUUAAAAUGAGAAAAAAACUAAUCAACAGGAAAGUAAAGCCCAGAGUCAGACUCCUCCAGAAAGCAAACUCAGAUUCUGGAGGGUCUCGUGUGAGUUGUUUGGCAACAGGAUUUUACCCUCGUCACAUCAACCUGACUCUGUUCAGAGACGGGCAGCCUGUAUCUGAUCAUGAGAUCACUGGAGGAGAUCUGCUGCCCAAUGAUGACGGGACGUACCAGAUGAGGAAGAGUCUGGAGAUCAGCAGAGGAGACAAACGCACAUACACCUGCUCUGUCACACACCUCAGUCUGGACAACAAACUGGACGUCACUUUGGAGUAUCCGGGGGUAACAUUUAGGUCAGUGCGUUCCACAGUGCCAGUGGUUUUGGUUUUGGGGUUGCUGUUAUUGACUGUGGCUGCUAUUAUAUUAAAUAUUAUGUGGAGGAAAAGAUGGCAUUACAAGAAAUAA